GUUUACACUGUUUAGCUCUACUGCCUCUUUUUUCAAGGAGAGGGGUUUGCUGCUGACAUGCCAACGUUCUAAGGAGGAAGUAACUGACAGCAAACACAUUUAUGGAAGUCGUCCUCAGUUUCCUUCAAGUGCUGCAAAUUUCGUUCAACAUAAGAUAAGGAAAUUGUCAAAACAGAGCAAAUGUUGGCCGUCUCCCUUUCUGCCGCCCCAUGUCAGCCACAGAGAGUGGGGGUGUUUGGAAUACUAAUGACCUGAUGAUAUUUAAAUACAUCAUUAUAACGAUUUUCGUCAAUGUGCGUUUAAAUGUCAUUUUUAACUGUGGAAAUUCCAUAUGUAUUUUCAAUGCGGAGCACUGACAAAUUAUCACAUCACUCUGCCGACACAGAAAAAGAUAAAAAGAAAUCCUACGUCCUCUUUAAAUGCAUCUAGAUUUCUGCUUUCAAUUCUCUGUGCAUCAGUUGUCUACAUUUUUGGAAUAAUGGAAGCAUGAAUGACAUUUUGCCGGGGAUGGCUAUGCUUCCCACUGCAUUGCCAAGAUAUACAGUAGCACAAUGAGAGAAAGACCCUCCGUGUCAGGAACGCCGUAUAUGGGGGGUUGUCCAAGGGGACGUGUGUUAAGGAAUCACAGCUGUCAUCAGUGCGGGCUGUAGACAGUCUUCUACUAAAGCAUCGUUAUGCAUUUCUCCAUGCAAACUUGAGCGAAUCCUUUGUAGACCGUCUCACUUCAGAGAAACCGACUUCUUUCCGGGAGCUGUCUCUUCAGCACCACCCUUUGGCUUUAAGCCGUCUACUUCUCCGUGCACUGCUCUCUCCUUCAUCAGAAGUAAGGUUAGCAGAGGAAGAGGCGCCUUAGUUCUUAUCCCGGGAAUUUUAGAUUUAACAGCAGAACAUAUUCACUUCUUCCCAUACCGAUUGGAAAACUGCUUCCUGGCGGAUACCUGAUGAUUACAGCUGGAAACAGAAACCAAAAGAUCUACUUGAAUUACUGAACUAGACAAAGGAUGCCGAGCUGAACGUGCGACUGUUUUUGUGAAUGAAGAUGCCCGAAAUAAGUUGUCUGAAUGAACGCGUGCCAUGCUUUAUGCUUUAAAAUACCCAGAUGUCCCCUCAUGAUCAGCUACACAUUAUGAAAUAGUGAAGAGGAGCCACUUAACAAGCGUAGCCCUUCCUGCUCGUUGGAUGCGAGGGAGAAAAGAACAGCGGACGUGCAAGGAGGUCUGGAAUGUUAACAAGGGGGCUUGUUUUUUGCAAUUUACUGCUAAAAAGAUUGAGAGUCACUGGCACGUUUCGAAACUGCUCUGCCUGUAUCUAUCAGUAUACAAUGAAGAAUUAUGAGGAUGUGUGAUAGAGGUGUCCAGAUGUUGAUCACCACUGUAGGCGCGUUUGCUGCUUUUAGUCUGAUGACCAUUGCCGUGGGCACAGACUACUGGCUGUACUCUAGAGGUGUCUGUAGGACUAAAGACUCGAAUGACAAUGAAACAAGCAAGAAGAAUGAAGAGGUAAUGACCCACUCCGGAUUAUGGAGGACCUGCUGUCUAGAAGGAACGUUUAGGGGAAUAUGCAAGAAAAUUGAUCAUUUUCCUGAAGAUGCAGAUUAUGAACAGGACACAGCAGAGUAUCUACUCCGUGCUGUGCGUGCAUCCAGUGUCUUUCCGAUUCUAAGUGUAGGUCUGUUGUUCUUUGGAGGUCUCUGUGUAGCAGCAAGUGAGUUCUACAAGAGUAAGCACAAUGUUAUCCUCAGUGCUGGGAUAUUCUUUGUUUCAGCAGGUUUAAGCAAUAUAAUUGGGAUUAUAGUUUAUAUAUCAGCUAACGCUGGUGACCCAGGUCAAAGUGACUCAAAGAAAAGCAAUUAUUCAUAUGGAUGGUCUUUUUAUUUUGGAGCAUUAUCAUUCAUCAUUGCUGAAAUGGUUGGAGUCAUAGCCGUGCACAUAUACAUUGAAAAACACCGCCAGGUUAGAGCAAAAUCUCGUUCAGACAUAAUGAAAAGGUCAGCAUUUGCAAGGCUUCCAAGCUACAGAUAUAGAUUUCGACGACGUUCUAGCUCAAGGUCUACAGAACCACGUUCUAGAGACACUUCUCCCAUUGGAAAAGGUUUCAACACUCCACCUUCCACAGAUAUAUCCAUGUACACACUAUCUCGAGAUCCUUCUAAAGCUACUGUUGGGACUCUCCUGAAUUCUGAGAGAGAUCAUAAUUUUCUACAAGUGCACAACUCUCUUCCCAAAGAAUUUAAAGAGUCACUACAUAAUAAUCCUGCAAACAGGCGUACUACACCAGUGUGAAGUAAACUGGAAGAAAAAUUUGUCACCAUACAAUACAAUAUGUGGACUCCAAAGAAUCCAUCCCUCGAGAAAGUAAAAUAGUUACGUCUUUCUUUACACUGGUGCAUGACUUAACAAAAGGCACUGAGGUCCUGAGGUCCUCUUGGACUGUACAGGCUUUUUGUUUCUAAAAGAUAGCCUACAGGUUAAUCACAUGAUGCCUAGCAAGGAAACAAACAAACAAACAAAGAGUUCACAGAUAAGUGGAUAAUUGCUGUCUCCCCAUUCGCCACCAGCGACAGCUGCAUAUGUGUUGUGUCUCCCCAUUUCCCCUCAAUGCUGCUGUAGAAAAAACACUGAGGUAUGGCCUCUUCUACUGUUUCAAAUGACUCAUCUGCACAGUACGAUGAUGCAAGCUAAAAGAUUUAGGUACAGCACAAGUGGUACCAUUUUGGAGUUAAUUAUUAGUGUUUCAAUUGCUAUUUACACAGCUAUUUAGGAAAGAAGUUACAGGAUGAGAAAAGCCAGACUUGUUCUAUUAAAACUGUAAAUCACUUGUGUGGGAUGUCAAAAGUAAUGUAAACUGUCUUUCCCAGAACACACUGUAAGCACAUUUUAGAACACUGGCUGUACAAAAAUGGUCUAGAUUUUAUUUUUUUAGAUGUUUAUGCAUGCAAAAAAAAUGACACUUGUAAAUUGAAAUAGCUUCCAUUUUCUUUACAGAAAAUAACGUUUACUCUAUCUUCCAUGUUGAGCUUUGUAUUUAAAUGUAAAAUGUUAAAAUCAGUAUUUUCAGGUUAAUAGUUACAUGCAGGACCUUGGUAGGUUAUAUGUUCUUCCUAUGUACAUAACAAGAUAUACAAUACCAACAUAUGUUGAAGCAACAAACCAGAAAGAGCACUUUUUGCCUUUUGUUUAGAUCCAGAAUGGAUAAGAUGUUUACAUUAGAAUGAUUGUAAUGUCAACAUUAGUAGUAAAUGUGCCACUUUUCUUUUCUGUUUACAUUUCCAGAUAUAUAAGUAGAUAAGUAUAUUGUAUACAUACAUACAUACUGUAUAUGUCGGAUCUACAGAUGACAAAUUGCAAUUAUUCAUGUUAAAUAGCCACCACACUAUUUUUGUAAAAGGGGGAGUCAAAAGAGCAGCACCAUAAAUAUUACUGGUAAUUGUUCAUCAGGUAAUUAUGACGAGUCUAUAUCACAUCAUCGAAUAUGUGAAUAUCGAACGCUCACAUGAGCGAAUAUUCACGUACUCGAAGUUCAUGAAUUUUUUUGGCAGUACAGUCAAGAUUGGGAUUUUUGCCCUUUCCUCACUGUAGUGUUAUCUUGAAAAAGGAA
Protopterus annectens (West African lungfish) is the source of this 3597-nucleotide messenger RNA. It is a transcript of the gene CACNG3, whose product is annotated as calcium voltage-gated channel auxiliary subunit gamma 3. Gene Ontology annotation, cellular component: AMPA glutamate receptor complex; postsynaptic density membrane. NCBI's taxonomy places the organism in Eukaryota, Metazoa, Chordata, Ceratodontiformes, Protopteridae. The record is from RefSeq and is a predicted model, not a curated record. Gene Ontology annotation, biological process: regulation of AMPA receptor activity; postsynaptic neurotransmitter receptor diffusion trapping; transmission of nerve impulse. The transcript is spliced from 4 exons. The coding region runs from base 1332 to 2282 and encodes 316 amino acids. Gene Ontology annotation, molecular function: channel regulator activity; voltage-gated calcium channel activity.